Molecule: messenger RNA, 1073 nt
Organism: Gaeumannomyces tritici R3-111a-1
Lineage: Eukaryota; Fungi; Ascomycota; Sordariomycetes; Magnaporthales; Magnaporthaceae
Product: ankyrin repeat domain-containing protein
Exons: 7
Coding region: 153-875 (240 amino acids)
Cellular component (GO): cytoplasm; nucleus
Molecular function (GO): protein binding
Source: RefSeq, a predicted model, not a curated record
CUCGCUGCAAGCCUACCUCCGAUAGCACACUUACACAGCACAACAUCGGCUGUCAUCAGCCGAGCAUGAAAGAGCUCUGCCCUUGAAACUCACAGCUGCUGAGAAUAUAAUCCCACCGGCGAUUUUGAUACUCACCCAUCCAUCGCAUCAAUAUGGCGGAAGAGAACAAGUUUGCGCUGCACGCAGCCUGCCGAGAGGGGAAAUACACCAUAGUCGAGUCUCUUCUCAAUGCCGAUCCCAAGGCGGCAGCUCGUAAGGACGACGACGGGAGACUCCCCAUCCACUGGGCGGUCUCGUCAAAUCAGCUCGAGGUAACGAACCUGUUGGUGGCUCAGAAGGGCUUUGAUGCCGACGUCCAGGACGACAGCGGCUGGACACCCUUGAUGAUAGCCGUGAGCAUCAAGGACGGAGACAAGCUGGUUGACCUCCUCCUCGGCAAGGGAGCCGACGUCAACGAGAAGAACAACAGCGGCCAGACGGCCCUGCACUUCGCCGCCUCCAAGAACAACCUGGACGUAGCGCGCAAGCUACUAGACCAGACUCCCCCCGCGUCGGCCCGCGUCCGCGACCGCCGCGGCCAGUACGCCAUCCACUGCGCCGCCGCCGUCGGCUCCACGCCCAUGGUCAGCCUGCUCCUCACGACCGGGAAGAGCCCGCUCGACGCCACCGACAGCGCGGGGCAGACGGCGCUGCACCACGCCGUCGCAGAGGGCCACGGCGACACAGCCGUGGCCCUCCUCAAAGCAGGGGCCAGCACGGACAAGAAGGACGUCGACGGGUGCUUGGCGCUGGACCUGGCCCCUGACAAGGCGGUGCGGAAAUACAUCGAGCAGGUGGCCGAGAGGGAGGGCAUCGAGAUGGGCACAUCGUCCUAGGGGGCCCGGAGUGGGCUGCAAACAGACGAAAAACGCGAGAAAUGUCUUGGUAGAAAAAGACAGUAUAGCUCAAUAAUAAACAGGAGAAGAGAAUAAAAGGAAGGGGAAGAAUCAGGGGGCACAUUAUGGUGAAACAAAGACAAAUAGAUCGCAGGCCUUGGUGUCAAGGCCGAGGAGAGUGCCGCUCUAUCCCACCCG